Molecule: messenger RNA, 1013 nt
Organism: Selaginella moellendorffii
Lineage: Eukaryota; Viridiplantae; Streptophyta; Lycopodiopsida; Selaginellales; Selaginellaceae
Exons: 5
Coding region: 43-984 (313 amino acids)
Source: RefSeq, a predicted model, not a curated record
UGUGUCCGCGGUGGAUCAUCGGCUCGGCCGCCAUAGCUAGGGAUGAUCCACUGCCGCGUCCGGCAGCGUUGCCAUCGAUCGAAUCGGCAGGCGCUGGGACUCGGCGAUCGAGGUACUGUUGCGCAGGGCAGGGUUGCGAGGUCUGGUCCCGAAUUGAGGCUGCGCUCCUCUGAGGCGGCGGCUAAUCGACGCGAUCGCGGGGAGGACUGGAUCCCGCUUCUCCGCGAUCCGGAAGAGGAUGAGGCGUCGAUCGAGGAAGAAAUGCGAGAAUUUUGCAUUGGAAUGGGAGUGAUCGCGCCAGCUUCGCGAUCGAUGACGGAAGAAGAUGGUUGCGAAGACCUUCCGGAAGCGCGGAUUUCUUUUGAUCCUCUGGAAGCUCCUUCGAAGAUCAGGACGUCGCCCUCGUCGCAUUUGCUGGGGAAGGAGAUGGUUUCGGCGAUACGAAAUGCGGUGGAUGCUUUUGGGGAAGAUCAACGUGCCAGGCAGGAGAUCUCUGUGGAUUUGAUUGCGGACGAGCUUCUAAGCGAGCUCGAGAGAGCUGCUGCGCAGGUUGCUGGCAUGGAAUCCGAGGUGACAAUGCUAAGGGAGCGCGUCCAAGCGAGUGAAACUCGAGAAAGAUUCCUCCAGCAACAAUUGAAUCGAGCUCGAAAGACGUCAAAUGGACAGCACUGUUGCCACUGUUCUUCCGCAACGCAAAGAUUAGCCGCUCUAGAAGACGUUUCCAGGCGUAAAGACGAGACGAUCCUGGAGCUGGAGCGAGAGAUUCAUAGCCUGCAAAGAAAGAUUUCUAGCUUCCUCAACAACAGAUCGGAGUGCCCGACUCCAGUGGCCAUCAAAAAACUCGUUACCAGAUUUUCUUCGUCGCGAGAUCCAGAGACAAGCGAAAACAAAAGCGAAAGAGCUAGAAAAUAUGAAAAGAAAGCCGCCACAAGAGCGCAUUCUAGCAGCAUUCUAGCCGAUCUUACACCCAACAUUUGUAGAUAGUUUAAAUAAAGUAUAUUCUCCUGGAUCAA